Molecule: messenger RNA, 375 nt
Organism: Rotaria socialis
Lineage: Eukaryota; Metazoa; Rotifera; Eurotatoria; Philodinida; Philodinidae
Source: the annotation of a GenBank genome assembly
AUGUUUCUUAACAACAUGUCGGUGUAUACAAUUCCUUAUAUGCGUAUGAUAUUUCUCGUAAUUAGUUUAACUGUUUCCAAAGUCAUUACUCUCAUCACAUAUACAUUAUUUACCAAACAUCAAGAUAUUCAAACCGUAAAUGAUUCAGCAAGUAAUUCAAAGAGUUUAUUUGUAUCUAUACGACUCAAUCCGCUGACACAAAUCGAUGAUUUUGAUGGUAGCCAGCAUCAAUCAACGACAUUACCGAUUAAUGAUGAUGAAGAACUAAUUAAAUCAGAUAUACCAUCAAUUGUGGCUUCAAAUUUUUGUGAAAAUGAUACCAUUGAAUUACGUUUAGACCAAGAUGCUGAAUACGAAAAUGAAAAUACAAAUUAA